AUGACUUCUCAAGGCCGCCUCGCAGCAAAAACCGCCAUCGUGACCGGCGGGUCGAUGGGAAUUGGUGAAGGCAUUGUUCGUAAAUUCGUUGAAGAAGGUGCUAAAGUUCUAGUACUGGAUAUCAAUUCCGAGCUCGGGACAAAGGUGGCAAGCAGUCAUCCGGAGGGCCAGGUCGUCUUUUUGCAGGGUAGUGUGACGAAAGAAGAAGAUUGGAAGAAGGCUUUGGAGACGGUGUUGGAGUGGACGGGGAAGUUGGAUAUUGUGGUGAAUAAUGCAGGCGUGGUUCAUGUUGCUGCUCCUUCGCCCACUGUCCCCAAGUCCGAGUACGAUCGCAUCAUGGACAUCAAUGUUUCGCCACUGUAUCAGAGCGCCACCGUGAUCGCCCCGUACUUCCAACAACAGAAGAGUGGCGUGUUUGUCAAUAUCAGCUCAAUAUCUGCUCCUCGACCAAGACCAAAUCUCGUCUGGUAUGCGGGAUCAAAGGGUGCGGUGAGCGCUGUAACGAAAGGACUUGCCGCCGAAUUUGCGAAAGACGGCAUUCGAUGUAAUGCCAUUUUGCCUGUUGCAGCCGACACAGGCAUGCUGGCUCCAGUUCAGGGUGGUGUAGAUACCGAAGAUGGGCGAGCAUUAAUCCUGAGGGGCAUUCCGAUGGGUCGUGUGGCCACUCCAGCAGAUAUCGGAAAUGCGGCGGCGUUUCUCGCCAGUGACGAGGCAAGCCUCAUUACGGGUAUCGAGCUUCCUGUUGACGGAGGCAGAUCGCUGAUGUGAGAGUCGUCCUGGUUACAAUAU
Molecule: messenger RNA, 789 nt
Organism: Cercospora beticola
Lineage: Eukaryota; Fungi; Ascomycota; Dothideomycetes; Mycosphaerellales; Mycosphaerellaceae
Molecular function (GO): oxidoreductase activity
Source: RefSeq, a predicted model, not a curated record